CAACGUCUAUACACAUGGUCCAUGGACAUAUAGCUUGGAAAUACAGUAGCGAUAGUUUCGAUUUAGAUUUGGUUUGAACAAUUGGUUGAAUAGAUAAUUUACCUGGGUGUAGUUUUAAGUUUAUAUUUACUGUAAUAUUAGUCAUGAAUGUGGAACUGCAGAAGCUUAAAGUUACAGCAAGUAAACUCAAGAGUGGCGAUGUUUUGCAAACGAAGAAUAUUGUGGAUACUUUGAUAUUAUCCAAUGAUCAAAAAGAAGAUAAAAAUGUUACAAAAGUUUGUGGUAUAUUUGGACAAUUGAUGUUUCUUUCUGUCAAUAUGGAUCCAAGUGACAGAAAACAAUUGUUAAAGCAUGUAAAGGCCUGCAUACCAUUCUGUGGAUCAGAGUUCACACAAACUAUUGAUGAACAAAUAAGGCUUUUGUUUCCUUCAAAAACUGUUUUACACAUUACGAGUGUAUGGUACCUGUCAGUACUUAUAGAAGAAAUGAAAAUAUCUCAAAAAAUUUCUUUUAAAGUCAUUCAGCAUGUUUUGCCUUGUAUUGUGAAUGGUUUAUGUGAUUCUGAACUGGAUGAAACAAAAUUAUAUUACUUUGUUAAGUUGCUACUGCAGAUUUUGCAGCAUUUCCGAUCAGACCUAACCUGCGUGACUGAAAGAAAUGACAUUGAAACUUUGGGAAUGCUAUCUACCAGAUGUAUAGAAAUAAUGGUGGAUUCCAAGACUGAAUAUCAGGACUUAAUGCAAAUGUGUGCGACUGUUCUUGGGUAUAUGCUCAGCUACUUCAAGGAGAGUAAAAAAGUAUCUAAAGCUUUAACACAGUUACUGAAACCACAGGCGUUACCAGUAGAGGUCAUGCCUAAGGUUUUUAUGGAUGUAGAGAUACCGAACACAAACACCUGUAGUAAUCGAAUGGUAUGGUGUUUAUGUGGAAUCAUGAAAUGCUGCAAACCAUGUUUAAUAUUUGAAGAUACUUCAACGUUGCUACUUGCUUUCCAUUAUAUUGAAUCUUUCUGCGCAACGAGUACAGAAUUCCUGUAUCAGGGUUUUAUUGCUUUGCUCAUAUGGUGGAAAUGCUCUGCUAAACUUGUAAAGUCAAGUGAAUGUUUCUAUGAGAUAUUUGUUUCAGAGGGUGAGGUUUUAUCUAAGUCUUUGGACCUCAUUUGGAAAAACUGGGAUAAUCCUAUUUCAGGGGUUCCUGAUAUCAUGGUACAGGUUUUUAGUUUGUUGCUUGAUUUGAAUAACAUGGUGAAUGGCAGUAAUAAUCUUCCAUCACAACUAUGUGAUCAACUUGUAUCCUCACCUGUAUUUGUGAAAGGUAAAUACGGAUUAUUGCAAAUUCUGGUAUCUAAGUACGGCGCUGACAUAAUUUUGAAGAAUCAGCCAACGUUUUUGGAUGCAAUAAUACCUUGCUUGUCUGCAAAUCAUACUGCACCAGUGGUGUCUAAAGUGUACAAGGCAAUUAUACUAAGUACAUGUGAAGCUUCAGAUUCAAGAGAAUUUGAUUUAAAAGUCUGGGAGAAAGUUGCUGCUUCCAGUCUCAUCAAAGCUUUAUUGUCUCCUGACCCAUUUACCCGACAGCAAGCUUUACAUUUCUGGCUUCCAGUAAACAUAAGUCUCCAUGCAAAUGUGUUUGACAAAACUGUCUGCUUACUAAAACCGAGUACUACGUACAGUGAUGAAGAAAAUAGUUUACGACUCUUUGCAACAAUUGGUGUAAUGAAAGCUGCCAGGAAUAACCAUAUUGUCACAUUUCAAAACAUGGAUCACGAAAUUUUAAAACAAUCCUUAAAAUCUUUCGAUAACGAAACGCGUGGGCUAGCAUUUGCGGUAGUGUGUGGUUCAAAGCAAUCGGAAGUUGUAACAGAUGUAGAAUUCAGUCUACUACGAGAUCAUAUUCAUUUAAACCUAAACAGCGAUUCAAGCACCUUUAGACACGAGUUUAAUUUCGCUAUACGACAACUGCUGAUAAGAGUUCAGUGUACUCUUAUAGCUUCUAUUAAACAGAAUACUGAACAGUCAGCUGUAUAUGUUGACAAAUGUCUCAGUAUUAUUGUUUGGUUGAAAGAACUAUGCCUUUCAUCUCUCCAAACAUCAGCAUCUUAUCAACGCAAACAAACAGUGUUAACUUUGUACGACUGCAUGCUGGGGUUAUUUGCGCUUCAAAAAAAAACUUUGCGAAAAGUGCUGGUCACUCCUGCAGACUUUCAAGUUCUUGUCACGGCACUACAGAAACAAAAAUUGAACCUUCUUUCUCAAAGAUUAGUUGAUCGCCUCUUAUGUUUAUUGGAAGAUUCUGCUCCAGAUAUUCGAGAAUUUUGUUUAAAUCUGUUACUUCAGUUUCCCACAUCUCAUGCUUACAUUAACUGGAAUAAGAUAAACUCCUCUUUCAUGCAGCUGCUGUCAAGCCCAAAGUUCCCAGUAUGCGACUCUGGUUGUUUGCUCACAUAUCUGUAUCUUCAAAAUAUAUGUGCUGAUAAAAAGAAAACCUCAGAUUCUGCUUUUGAUUUCAUCAAAGAUAUUCUUUAUAAGAAUGUUCUUCACCAAUUUGAUUUGUUUAAAUUGAAUCCACUAAAGGCAUCACAGAGUUCUCCCAUGUUUGGCUGGAUUUCUGCUUUAUCUAAAUGCAUUGGUAUGCUUAGCACAGAAAAUGAACAUCGCUCUGUCAUACAUAAAAAAUACUUGCAAAAAGUUUGUUUGUUGAUCCUUGAUAUAUUAAACAGUACAGAAAACAUUAUCAGUUGGAUGCUUGUUAAAAUAUUUGGAUGUAUUGAAGAUGCAGAUGCUGUGACAUCUGCAGAUUUUCAAGAAAUAUCGAAAAGAAUUAAUCAACUUGUCCAACAGCCUGGUAAAAGUGGUGACAAUGUCCUUCUGACUCUGGAGCAUGAAGCUAUUCUGUCAUGUUCAUGGUUAACUUUAAAGCAUUGUUGUUCAUUGAUGACUUCUGCAUCUUCUGUUCUUAUUAAAGCAACUUCUGUUCACCUUGCACUUGAAGCAGGGCAGUACAAGGAUGUAUUGUACGGAGUGUGUGAUGUGUUUGUUCGUGUAUUAUCCACAUGCCGACAUCGUGGUGUAAUAGAAAGUUGCUUUGAAUCCUUUAACGCACUUUGUGUGUCAUUAUAUUCUUCUAGCCAAAGUCAAUAUAUGUCUAUUCCAUCAUCUGUGCUCAAAACUGCUUUAGCUAUUUUUAAGAAUAAUACUGUAGUGGAAGUUCGUGGAGGCACAACUACUCGUCGAUCGGCAGGAAUUCCAUUGAUUGCUGAAGCUGUACUUAGCUCUGCUGUUGCCUCACUUCCAAGCCACAAAAAACUUCUCAAGUCAACAAUGACGGUAUUGCUAAAUGCAGCCAGGGCAAGCUUAGACACUGGGGUCAAAGAUACUGCAGAUAUGCCACAGGUACAUGCUCUGUACAUUAUGAGACACUUAUUUCGGAACACUUCACUUGGCCCAAACAUGGCUGAGUAUUUAUCUCAAUCAUUCAUCUUGGCAAUUAAUUCACUUCGUUCCUCUGUAUGGGUUAUCAGAAAUGCAGCCACGCAUUUAUUGGGGGCAGUUUCUUGCAGAAUGCUGGGCCAGAAACAUACUGAAGAUAGAACUAAUUUUUCUUCUGGAAACUCCUUAACAAUAACAGAAUUCUUUUCAAGAUUUCCAGACCUGCUUGAGUUCAUAGCAUCAAUAUUAAAUUGCAAUUACUUGCCCCAAGAAGAAGAAGGGAGUAAACUUCAAAUUAGAGCAGAAGUUCAUCCUAUUCUGUCAGUUUUGUCAAAGUUGACAUGCCCUGUGAGCAGUGGUAAUAAUAAUGAGUCCUCAGUGGAAAUUAUGGAUGCACUGAUUACCAUGUUUGGUUCUCCUUCAUACUCUAUGCGCAGACUUGCUGUGAUGACUGUGUUAUCUAUUGCAAAAACUUCCCAGGUUCAGAAGUUUACAGAGUUAUAUUGGAAGAGUCUUCCCUGUGAUGAAAUUGUGACAAGUCAGAAAAAUAAACCACAUUUCAGGCAGAAUGAACUACACAGUUGGUUAAUCCUAACCUUGAAUUUAAUGGAUAAAUACACUCACCAGUCCACAGAAAAUAUUGACAACUUUCUCCAAUUGCUCUAUAAAAGAACUUGGCUCAUGGAUUUAAAAUUCAACAGUUGUCCAUUCACAGCUUCAUUAUAUAUUAAAUUGACAAGAAAAGUGUAUGAUAUUGAGUUGACCCAGAAUUUAAAACAUCUCUAUAUGGUUUCUAAAACCGCAACAAAAAUUGUCACAGAAAACAACUCAGUGUGGAUUCAAAGUGUUGGUUAUUCUAAGUAUGUGGAAGAAUCGACUCUAUUAAGUUUACACUUAACCAAUCCUGUAGACUUACAUCAAACAAUUGGUGAUUUGGGGAAAUGUGUAAAGGAUGAUGAACAUACAGGAACAACCAAGCAUUAUCUAUUUCAAUGGUUGUGCAACAAAGUAAAACAAAAGAAUUGGAUUAAUGUAGCAAAAUAUGCACUAUUAUCAUUGUGGUGCACCACUGACACUAAUUGCACUGAAACCAACCAAACAGCAUUGUUAUUAUUUACAACUAUGUUUCAAGACCCAGUCAAUUGUAUACAACACGAUGAAUUCAUGCUUUUCCAGUCGAAACUUUUAUCCUUACAUGAAUCCACUAAGAUCCUUUCAAUUCAGUGUGGACUCAUAAAAGGGCUCUCUGUCCUGAUCUUUCAAAUGAUUUUAUGUCAAAAAUGUGUAGAGGACACUGUUUUAAAUAUUUGGGUAGAUGAGAUAUACAAACACACUUCUACUAACAAAGCACCUGAACCACUCCGUUUAGUAUCAGCAACUGGGUUACAAAUUGCUGGGAAAAAUGUGCUCGCUCAACUUCAGCUGCAUGCAAACCAACAACAGGUUAUGAAGAAAGUAGGAAUGAUUCUUACUGCAACCUUAUCACAUUUGCAAGAUGAACAACCGGAAAUCCGAUCUCCUGCCUGUGCAUUUGUCACUCAUGUCACCCAGCAUGAUCUAUUUAUUAAGUUGCACCAUAAUACUGCAACCGAGGGACUACUUCAGGUUAUUAUUGAACAGUUUCCAUCUGAUAUGCAAGUUGUUUCUGCAUUGAUAAGCUUCAUGUGCGAUGUACAAGUUCCAAAACAUGCAAGGUGUGACACCGUUGAUUUGUUUGAACAAGAAGAGUUUAACUUGUAUUUGGAACCAGAUUAUUUAGGAAAUGUGUUUCUCCCAUGUAUUAAGGAAUUAAUGGAUGCAAUAAUAAUCAUUCCUCAAAAUUGGAUUAAAACACAACUAGAACUUGCUGCACAUAGAAUGGAACAGCUUUUAAAAUGCAUUGAGAACUUGAGGGAAAAGGCAUACCUACGUUUCAUGAUGUGUACACUUCAUUAUGUCAAAGUUGUUUUACAUGCUUGCAAACUGCAUCUUGGUAAAAAUUUAUAUAUGGAUUUUGGGAGACUACAUCAUGUGAUAUUACAACUUUCAAGGGUAAAUUUGUCAGUUGAUCAACAUGAGUUAGUUCAGACCGUAUUGGCUGAAUCAGCUGCACAUCAUGCUACUCAACUGUGAUCAACUCGUUGAAGGAGUAUCAGUUUAGAAAUUUCUAAGAGAUAAAUUACAUCAAUGAUACAUAAACAAUCUCACCAAUCUCUUGUUUAUAUAUUUUUUAUUACAUGCUUUUAAAUAGAAUAUAAAUAUGACGAAAAAUCGUGUUUGAAACAAACAUUAUAUUUGUGAAGCUGUACUGCCCUUGACGCACAAGCAUGUGAUUUAUCACCGGACACUGUGUAACUGUAAAUGAUGUGACACAAUGGAUUUUACAACCAGAGUCGGUUUACAACGAACGUAUCAUGGUACAAACGUCAGAAUUUGCUCCUGUUUAGUUUUUUUCUAGAUUGUUGACAGUCCAUAGAAAACCCAUUAUUACGAUCUCUAUUCCAAAACAUUUACUUUAUUAUUUUUUUAUCGAAAACAAAAUCAAUUUGAUUGUUUUGAUCGAUUCAGUUUUGCGGACAGUAAAUUUUCGUGAGGCUGUUGGAAGUUAUUUUAACAUAAUGAAUAACUCAGCCUAUGCAAGUAAAAUUGAAAUCGGCAGAAAGCACACCGUUUACAAGAAAGAUGUUUUGCCUAAACGUUUAACACGCGAAAUUAACAAUUCUUUUGACGUCGAUAAUGCAGUUAAGCUACAACUCGAAACUGUCAAGACGCUGAAGCAAGAUGUACAAAAAAGUAGACAGAAGGUUGUACAAGCAAUUGGCAAAAUCCUUUCUGAAAACACGUACCAGUAUGAAUGCUGUGCUAAAUUUGGCCAGGAUUUUCUUGAAGAUAUGCUGAAUUCAAUUACCACUGAAGAAAGUAAGUUACGAAACCAAGUGCUUGGUGAGCAAGAGUCAGUAGAAAUGUUCAAAUGUGCUGUAUCUGAAAGACAAGUCUCAGCUACCCACCUGGAAGCUGCAAGAAUGAAGAGAGAUGAAAUAACUCAAAAUUUGUGUGUAAUAGUUGAAGCAAGAGAAAGGGUGUUUUCAGCACUUGAAGUGUUGCAUGCAGUUUCACCAACCAAGCCGAACAAGCUUGAUUGUACCUUAAAUGAGCUGAAGGCCUCUGUGCUUAAACUGAAAUCAGAUUAUACCUGUGCAAAUGAAUCGUUGAAAGAGGAACUUGAUAAACUACAAACUUACACAAAAUGGCAAAAGACACCAGCUUUAAUGAUUAAGCAGUUAAAAGCUCCCACUCAUACAAAGUCAGCUCCUAAUUUAUCUUUAAUUUAACUUUCGUUUAUUCAUUCGGUUUAUUCAAGUUGUUUAUUGCACUAAUAAUAUAUUUGGUCAUGCAGAUUCUAUAUUUAUGGUGCCAAAAAUUAAAGGUGGCCCAUGGCUAAUCGUCAUAUGAAAAAUAAAUACAUUAUUAGAUCAUGCUAGGUAAACCAUACAUAUUUUGAAACGUUCCACAGAAGCUUUCAUUUACCUAAGGCUAGGUGCAUGUUCAUUUGUUAUUCCAUUGUUUUAAUUGUGUUUUCCUGUAUUUAAUAAUGUUUAACAUUGUGCUCCCUUUUGUUUAUUAUUCUUUAUAUAUGACUGUCAUGUUGAACUUGCAACUUGUAUAACCCAUAACCUUCAUAUUGAAUUUUUUUGUCAGUUCCAACCAUGUGCACUUUCUAUAAGCCCACAUUAUUUUAAACUCUUUUCCACUUUCA
Messenger RNA from Ciona intestinalis (vase tunicate), 7164 nucleotides. NCBI's taxonomy places the organism in Eukaryota, Metazoa, Chordata, Ascidiacea, Phlebobranchia, Cionidae. The record is from RefSeq and is a predicted model, not a curated record.